Vicia villosa (hairy vetch) is the source of this 1861-nucleotide messenger RNA. Its product is annotated as protein WHAT'S THIS FACTOR 1 homolog, chloroplastic. Bases 113 to 1336 code for a protein of 407 amino acids. NCBI's taxonomy places the organism in Eukaryota, Viridiplantae, Streptophyta, Magnoliopsida, Fabales, Fabaceae. The transcript has 2 exons. Gene Ontology annotation, molecular function: RNA binding. The record is from RefSeq and is a predicted model, not a curated record.
AAUUUUUUUUUGGACAUAAUUAGAACAAACUUGAAUCAAUAUCAAUACAUCGCAGUAGCCGUUAUAACACUUCAAUUUCAUCUUUCACACAAUCACUACUCAUUUCAAUUCAAUGGCUUUUCGCUCCUUCUUCCUCUCAUUUCCUUCCAAAAUCACAAACUCCAAAACCCUCAUAAACCCUAACCACACCUUCACCCUCCAAUUCUCAACCUCUUUUCUCGUCACCAAAACCCCAAAAAAGCUCAAGAAAAAACACAAACCCAAAUCAAGCCCCCGAACCAACCCAAUCCAAACCCAGCCAAAUCGCAUAACCCAAUUCGAACGAAUCGUACAACGCGACGCCCUAACAAAAUUCGUAACAAAAUCAAAACAGUAUCUCUCCAAUCAACCCGAACAUGUUCUCCAGCUCGACGACGCCGGUAAACUCCACCGCGAACUCGGCUUCCCCCGCGGCCGGAAGGUUUCCCGAUCCAUUCAACAGCAUCCUCAACUCUUCCAAACCUACCGCCACACAAACGGCAAAAUGUGGCUCGGAUUCACCGAUCUCAUGGAAGAACUCCUCGCCGAAGAACAAUCCGUUAUGGAAUCAAUGGAACUCGAUCGUGUCGAUAAGGUUGGUAAGCUUCUCAUGAUGUCCGCGAAUCACCGUAUUCCGCUUAGUAAAUUGCAUCACUGUAGAAUCUUAUUUGGUUUACCUGAUGAUUUUCGUGACCGUGUUGUGAAGUACCCUAACUAUUUCCGUGUUGUUGUAGAUGACAACAAUGACGGAAAGCAUGUUCUUGAGUUGGUUAAUUGGGAUCCGCUUUUGGCGGUGAGUGCGCUCGAAAGAGAGUUUGUUGUUAAUGAGGAAGGUGCUAAGAGGAAGUUUCAUUUUCCUGUGAAGCAUGGGAAGGAUUUGGAUUUGGAAUUGGAUGAUAAGAGGAAGUUGAAUUUGUUAAACGCGCUUCCGUUGGUUUCUCCGUAUUCGGAUGGUUCGAAAUUAGAUGUGUGGACUUUGGAAGCUGAGAAGUAUAGGGUUGGAUUGAUUCAUGAGUUUUUGAAUUUGACGUUGGAGAAGAGAGCUUCGAUUCAUCACCUUGUUGAGUUUAAGGAGGAGUUUAGUUUGACUAAGCAUACUUAUCAUAUGCUGCUUAAGCAGCCGAGGGCGUUUUAUUUGGCGGGAACUGAGAUGAAUUGGGUUGUGUUUUUGAAAGAUGGUUAUGAUAGAAACGGUGUUUUGAUUCAUAAGGAUCCUCAAGUGGUGUUCAAUGAGAAGCUUUAUAAGUAUGCUCAGAUACAGGAUGAGGAAAUGGAACCCGGUUCUGAUGUUGGAUUGGAAAAUCAACCUAUCACUUGAAAACUUUUUCAACAAUGGAUUAUGAACAACUUAAAAAGGGUUUUUGGAUUAAGAAAAGAAACAUCGAUUCAAUGGAGAAAUUUAAGUUAGUGUCCUGAGAAUUGCAUGGAUGGCAAAGAUUUUAGGUUCGCCAACUUUACUAUUUUAUCAUCUAGUAAUGCCAUGGUUUCGGCUGCGAAGGUCCAACUGUGCAGGCUGUCAGAUUUGUUUACAGUAUUUUCGGACCACUUGAGUUCAUCCAUUGUUAAUCAAUUUUUCAUGGUUGGAGAAAAGGAGAUCUACUUGAAUUAUUAUUUUAUGGGAAGUUGUUAUAAGGGAUGUGCUAGGGUAUCUGGUCAACUUCACUGAAUAUGCGAGUCAGUGUAUUUCUUGCAUUAACAGGAAGAGUAUACAAACCUCUUCAUUUUGAGUGAGUCCAAGUUAUGAAUAUAAAUAAUAAGAUAUGUGUAUAGUAAGUAGCCUAGUAAGAUAGAUCAUCGAUGGUGCUUGACCAAAAGUUCUCAGCUGUCUUGUUCAGAUUCAGGU